This is a messenger RNA of Miscanthus lutarioriparius, 1314 nucleotides long. NCBI's taxonomy places the organism in Eukaryota, Viridiplantae, Streptophyta, Magnoliopsida, Poales, Poaceae. The record is from the annotation of a GenBank genome assembly.
AUGGCCGCGCCGCCGCCGCCGCUGCCCGUGACGCGCGCCGCCGCUCCAGACCAGCAGCAGGGUCACGGCGGCGCGGGCGCGGAGGUGCGGAGGGCGGCCAAGGCGCUGCUGUUCCUGGCGGCCGUCGCGCUCCCGUGCCUCGUGCUGUACCACCGCGCCGUCGUGGCGCCGGGGGACCUGCUCGUCGCCGCCUCCAUUCCGUGGCGGCGCGGCGCGGCGCGCGAUGCCGCCGCCGCGGCGGACCUGGACAGCGAGGACGCGAGGCUGGAGCGAGUCCUGACGGCGGCCGCGAUGCCCAACGACACGGUGAUCCUGACGACACUGAACUCGGCGUGGUCGGAGCCGGGCUCCGUGCUGGACGUCUUCCUGGAGAGCUUCCGGUCCGGCGAGAGCACCAGGGAGCUGCUGGACCACCUCGUCAUCGUGUCACUGGACACGACGGCGCACGCGCGCUGCAGGCAGGUGCACCGCCACUGCUUCGCUCUCGUCACGGACGGCGUCGACUUCUCCGGGCAGAAGAACUUCAUGACCGACGGCUACCUCAAGAUGAUGUGGAGGAGGAUCGAUUUCCUCAGGGAAGUUCUUGAGAAAGGCUUCAGCUUCGUGUUCACGGACACGGACAUCGUGUGGUUCAGGAACCCGCUGCCGCACUUCUACCCGGACGGGGACUUCCAGAUCGCGUGCGACCACUUCACCGGCGACCCGAGCGACCUGAGCAACGCGCCCAACGGCGGGUUCGCGUACGUGCGGUCCAACACGGAGACGACCGAGUUCUACAGGUUCUGGUACGCGGCGCGGGAGCGCCACCCGGGGCUGCACGACCAGGACGUGCUCAACGCCAUCAAGCGCGACCCCUACGUCGCCGAGCUCGGCGUCCGGAUCAGGUUCCUCAGCACCGAGCUCUUCGGCGGCCUCUGCGAGCCGAGCCGGAACAUGAGCAGGGUCUGCACCAUGCACGCCAACUGCUGCAUCGGGCUGCGACGCAAGAUCAGCGACCUCAGCGCCAUGCUCCAGGACUGGAGGAGGUUCAGGGCGCUGCCUCGCGAGGACAAGCACUCGGUUUCCUGGACCGUGCCGCGCAACUGCAGUAGGUGGAAGGCCAAUGCUGUUGCGGUGUUGCCUCACAUGGCACUUGCACUUCUGAGCUCUGAAACUUGCAAACAUAGCGUGGCAGAAGGAAUGGAAGAGGCAGGCACAGGAGAGCCAGCGAGGGGUAGCAUAGCACAGGUCGGCUUCCAGCCAAGCCUCGUGCUCCUCUCCUCUGCAUGCCCCUUCCACUGCUGCUGCUACAGCCAGGAGAGGAAAGGGAACUGA